GAUCUGAGUGAGUCCUUAAACUGGGAACGCCAUCCCGCUUGAUCCCGCUGCGUUGCCGAGAUUUCUCUCGUGUCCUAUUUCUCCCCGGCUCCCGCCUCGUAGCACCCAACCCAGUCCUGAACAAAUCCGUACACUAUUGCUUCUCCCUCUCCAAUCCUCGGGCUGAAUCCCGCCCAUCCAUCAACCAGCCAAGCAAGCAGACAGACAGACACACGCACCUGGGAGAAGACGACACCGCCAAGAAAGCAACGAUAACUCUGUUACUGGGUGGGUUGACUGCGCACACACCCACGCGCGUGCGCUCUCGCCCCAGAUUGUCCACCCCAUCGGCCGGGAUAUCCUGCAUAUGUAGGCACGAGAACAGACCAAGUCUCACCCACCAAGUCUACCGCGCGCCGCGCGCACACACACUCAUUCUCACACACACACUCACUCACUCUCACUCUCUCUCACUCCCACCACCCUCACCCGGAGUCUCUCUCUCUCACACACACCACAAGCCACCCGACUGAGAUACGUAGCCAAGACCUGAGAGGGGACCACUCUCUUCACACACUUCCACUCUUGGCGCUAGUCAAGUCAAUUCCCAUCCUUGGACGAGACGAGCUUGUGACUUUGCGCAUCUCGACUUUUCAAUUCACACCAUCCGCUUUUCUCCGCCCCUUGCUCGCUCACUCACCGACCUGCUCCCGACCUUUAUACCGACCUCUAUACCGAACUUCAACUUUGGCUGCAUCGCGCCACAUAGACUUUAGAAGCUCUCCAUCACAUCAUCGCCACCAUCCGACCACACAACGCCCGGUUACCAUUCUCACGAUCAUCAAGAGUGGUCUCGCUCGUACUCGUACAACUGAGAACCACCCACCGCUCAUUUGCAACACACUCGCCGCCCUUCUACCUCCCUCGCCUUUUAAUCUUGAGAGAGAGCACGCGCGCGACAAUUUACCCCGACGACAGAUAUCCCGCGACCUCUUCUCACCACAAGCAAGAGUUCAUGCUCACGACAACACGCACAUCGCACCCCCAAUCGCCCCGACCGGACGGACUUUCGGUAGCCCUGGAGGCAUACGACGCCUCUACAGGCGUCCUCGUGCCAGGCUUUGGCCUUGGUUCGGCGGUGCUGCACCCUUACGAGCAUCCGCCCCUCGACUUUGCCCACGAUCCCUAUCUAGGCGUCGACGACGAAGAAGACGACGACCAGGUCUCCUCCCUCUCCUUCGGCUUCUCCUCCGACUUCACCGCAGACUUCGCUCUCGGCCCCGAAGCCGACUCGGCCGCGUCCAACCCGGAAUCCCACGCCUCGACGGCCUCGUAUCUCAAGCACGACGACCACAUCCAUUACCUUUACCACCAGCACCAGCACCAGCACCAGCAUCAUUACCAAGCCGACAUCAUGAACUUGCCCAGCUCCCACAUCCCGCCCCGCCGCAGCGCGAGCAUCCACUCGCUUACGCCGUCGCGCGACCUCCUCGUUAAGCCAAAGUCCCCGGAAAAGUCGGCCGCCGCCGCUGCCGCAACCGCCACCAAAUCAAAACGAGUGCGGACGGGCUGUCUAACGUGUAGAGAACGGCAUUUAAAAUGUGACGAGGGGUUACCAAACUGUCUAAAUUGCAGGAAAAGCAGCCGCGAGUGUAAACGCGGCGUGCGGCUCAAUUUUAUAGACAUCCAGGUCAAAAAGCCGCCAUAUAUGCCGCCCACCGUCGAGUGGUCCGUCCAAUUUCAAGACGAAUCAAGGCAGAUCGCCUCGGAGUACGUCGGAGGUCUCGGCCGCUACGCUCACCUAGAUAAGCAAGCCGCCGCCGUCGCCGCCGUCGCUCCUCCUCCUCGGCACAUGGGUCAUCUUGAGCCAACCCUCCGCCACCAAGGCCAUCUUCUCCCUCAGGCACACGCAAGCGGCCCAGACGCCUCGUUAUCACCACGGACUCACCUCCAGCACCACCCGCCUCCGCCGCCGCCGCCGCCGUCGCUGCCCCCGCCGCCACAGUUGUCGUCGUCGUCCAUGUACAGCUACUCACACCGACCCGAGCCGCCUCGAGCCGUCGAGUCGGCGUACCCGCGUCGCGAGAGCGACAACCCUUACCUGACGCCCCAGCAUUCCGCCCACCCGGCACCUCACCCUUACGGUCUUCAUGAGCACUUCGCCUCGUACCGCGAAAGCGCCCCCCGCAACCACAGCCAUCGCGACAGCGACGCAUCGAGCGCCGCCUCCAUUGUGCCGCAGCCGACGGCGCCGCCCCCGAGCUAUCGCAGUAGCGCCGGUGCCGGCGCCGGCGCCAACCCGCUGGCCCCCGACGGCAUGAUGACGCCACCGCCGAGCGAGAAGGCCACGGCCGGUGAGAGGGAGUAUCUCAACUCGCCCGAGGAGAUCCUGUAUAUGCAGGUCUUCGUCGAGGAGGUGGGCGUGUGGAUGGACUCUCUCGACAAGGAGAAGCACUUCUCGCGCCUCAUCCCUUACCACUCGCUCAAGUCGCCCAUGCUGCUCAACGCCUUCCUCGCCUGCGGCGUCAAGCACCUCACGCUCGUCAACCCGGCCUACCAGGACGACAAGGCCCUCUUCUACUACGACACGGCCACGACGCAGCUCCUGCGCAGCCUGCAGAACCCGGACCGCAACACGGGCGAGUGCGCCACCACCGCCGUCGUCCUCAACGUCUACGAGAUCAUGUCCGAGAAGCCCGCCCAGCGCAUGAACCACAUCGCCGGCGCCCGCGCCCUGAUCCGCGAGUGCCGGUGGGACGCCAAGUCGUCCGGCAUCGGCGCCGCCUGCUUCUGGCUCAACAUCGGCAUGGAGGUGCUGUCGUGCCUGGCCUUCAACUGGCAGACCUCAUGGGACCCGGACCAGUGGGGUCUGGACAUGGACUUUGCCGCCGACAGAACAGCUACCGGUCCCGGUGCCGCCGCGAGGUCGGCGUCGUCGUCUUCCUCGUCGGGAGACGGCUUCGGCCAGGAGGAGCUGUGGGUGCAUCGGAUCCUGUACAUCGUGGCCAAGAUCGCCAACUUCCGCGCCACGAUCCCGCGGUUCCAGGAGCCGAGCCCGCACGACGAGCAGAUCCGGCUGGGCAACCGGCUCGCGCAGUGGCAGGACCUGAAGAGGCUGUGCGACAAGUGGAACAACGCGUGCCCGAGGACCAUGCAUCCCUUUGGCUACCUAUACCCCUCGCAGACGAACUCCAAGUCUGCCUUCCCUAACGUGUGGCUCAUCAAGCGCGCCGCCAUCAUUGGCCGCCUCUUCUAUCACACGGCCCAGUGCCUCCUCGCGCAGACGAACCCGAUGGAGCCCGGCAAGGCGUCCGAGGAGAUGCGCGCGCUGCAGCUGCACCAUGCGCACCAGGUCUGCGGCAUUGUCGCGCACACAAAGGACCGCGGCGUCGCCUCGGUCGCCAUCCGCUCCCUCGCCAUCGCCUCGGCCGUCCUCACCGACCCGCGCGAGCAAGACGAGGUCCUCGAGAUCCUCGACCGCAUCCACGCCGAGAGCGGCUGGCGCCUCGGCAAGAUCCACACCGAGCUCAAGAAGACCUGGGGCUGGCCUAGCCCGGCGCCCUCCCACGCCAACACCCCUGGCGGCGGUGCAUCCGGGGGAGACUCCCACCACCACCACCACCAUCGGGGCUCGGUGGGUAGUUAUACUUCCCGGUCCGGUCCGCCUGGUAACCCGCCCGCCAUGGCGACAUCGUCGGCCCAGGGGUCCGGCGCCGCCUCCUCGACGCCGAUGAAGGCGCUCGUCAACCCGCUGUCGUUUGCCGACUUUAGCCUGCCGAACCAUCCGUACCAGAACUGGUACGAGCCGCCAAACCGGUCCAGCUCGUACGGCUCGCAGAGCUUCUUCUGAUUCUUUCCGGCGUGCUUCGCGAACACCAAAGACACGCACGCACACACACACCCGCGCAGUCACUCUCGACGAAAUCCUUUCUACUCUUUUCUUUUUCUUCAUCUUCCAUAUCCUCCUACUCGUAUACAUCUUACGGAACACCCCGGAUCAGAGGGUGACCUUUAUUCUACGUGUAAUAGCACUUUUCUCGAACCCACCCCCCAAAAAAGGAGGCGGAAUCAUCGUUUGAUCCCCCUACCCUUAAGCGUCGUGGAUGACAUCAAAAGACGGCACUGGCUGCCGCCGCCCUUUACAUUUACAAUAACGAUAACGACAACCCCAUCUUCUCUUGCGUCCCGCCAGAAGCUUCCCUCUCAUCCUUUUACUUUCUUGCCCCACCCCCCUUUCCCCCUUACUGCAUCGUCACAUUUCAAGGCUUUAUAUACGCGGGAGACGGUGUGUGUGUGUAAGAUCGGAAGGGGAGGAUGGCAUCACUUGCUCUGGGAGGGGUUUAUACUAUUUACACAGCGGCCGCCGGCAACAUAGCAUCGCGUCCCAGGAUGGAGGAAAAUGAGACAGACGGAUUCCCGCCUUGGGAUCUUGUGGCUGGUUUUCAUCUCUUGGAGUUUUGAACCCGUGCGUGGAAGGGGUUCUUUCUUUGUUUUUAACUCGGCGUUUUUUCGGUACUUUGGUGACAAGAAGAGAUGGGAAAGGGAAUCAAGAGCCCGCCGCGCUGUGGACGGACUCGCUUCGGCAGUUUUUGAGAGAGGAC
Molecule: messenger RNA, 4580 nt
Organism: Colletotrichum destructivum
Lineage: Eukaryota; Fungi; Ascomycota; Sordariomycetes; Glomerellales; Glomerellaceae
Product: Putative zn(2)Cys(6) fungal-type DNA-binding domain, fungal transcription factor
Exons: 4
Coding region: 995-3829 (944 amino acids)
Biological process (GO): positive regulation of transcription by RNA polymerase II
Cellular component (GO): nucleus
Molecular function (GO): transcription cis-regulatory region binding; DNA-binding transcription factor activity, RNA polymerase II-specific; zinc ion binding
Source: RefSeq, a predicted model, not a curated record